Messenger RNA from Pipistrellus kuhlii (Kuhl's pipistrelle), 1676 nucleotides. RefSeq names its product peptidylprolyl isomerase like 1 (gene PPIL1). The transcript has 4 exons. Gene Ontology annotation, biological process: protein peptidyl-prolyl isomerization; protein folding. Bases 265 to 765 code for a protein of 166 amino acids. Gene Ontology annotation, cellular component: catalytic step 2 spliceosome. The record is from RefSeq and is a predicted model, not a curated record. Gene Ontology annotation, molecular function: peptidyl-prolyl cis-trans isomerase activity. NCBI's taxonomy places the organism in Eukaryota, Metazoa, Chordata, Mammalia, Chiroptera, Vespertilionidae.
CUGGGCCGCGGCCGCAGGCCCGCUUUCGCCUCGCACCCCGGACUCCGGGCUUUGGAAGUGGGGGCAUUCCUCUUCGCUUUCGCCUCGCACCCCAGACUCGGGCCUUGGAGGUGGGGGUCCUUCUUCUCCCUUUUCUCAACUCUUCAAAUCUUGGCAUCACAGGGUUGAACCGCGGGUACCGGAAGUGUGCCCUGCACCGGCGGGUCCCCCGCGAAUCGACGCCGGAAGUGGCCAUUGCCGGGGAAAGAUUCCGCCGGCUCCGCUAUGGCGGCCAUCCCGCCCGACUCCUGGCAGCCGCCCAACGUCUUCUUGGAGACCAGCAUGGGGACCAUCGUGCUGGAGCUGUAUUGGAAGCAUGCUCCGAAGACCUGCAAGAACUUCGCUGAGUUGGCUCGUCGAGGUUACUACAAUGGCACCAAAUUCCACAGAAUCAUCAAAGACUUCAUGGUCCAGGGCGGUGACCCAACGGGGACAGGCCGAGGUGGUGCGUCUAUCUAUGGCAAGCAGUUUGAGGAUGAACUUCAUCCAGAACUGAAAUUCACGGGGGCUGGAAUUCUCGCGAUGGCCAAUGCAGGGCCAGACACCAACGGCAGCCAGUUCUUCGUGACCCUGGCUCCCACCCAGUGGCUUGAUGGCAAACACACCAUUUUUGGCCGCGUGUGCCAGGGUAUCGGAAUGGUGAACCGAGUAGGAAUGGUGGAAACAAACUCCCAGGACCGCCCUGUGGACGAUGUGAAGAUCAUCAAGGCCUACCCUUCUGGGUAGUGGUGCUGCUCUCCAGGUCGGAAAUGGCCCGGUGGACCGGUUUCCAGGGGACCUAAAUGACACCUCUCUGAACCUCAUUCUGGCCUUGUGAAUCAUGCUGACCAGGAGGCUGGGAUCUCGGGUGAGUGAGAGGUGGAAGUGUGUUUAAUAGGCUUCUUGUCGCCCCUCCCUGGGCCUCGGUUGACAGCAUUUGCAGAACUGCCCAUACAUGAUCACAGGCUACUGCUCACUGCAGACGACCCUGUGCGCAUCUGCUCGAUACUCUGGCAACAAAAUGAAGCCAGCUGUGCCAUUUCAGUGUCCAACCAAACUUCCUUCUGCGAAGAUUUAUAUUCUGGCCCUCACUACAGUCUUCGGUGGCUGUUGGCCACAGAAUUCAAACCAGCAGUGCCUGUCAGCCCUCUGCACUCUGCGCUCCCUUUCCGUCUCCUACAUUUGUUCUUCCUCGGAAUGUCUGCAUCGCUAUAUAUAUUUCCCCUCAAAAGCAGAAUAUCAACACUGCUGUUCCUGACACUUAGACUUCCCACGCAAAGCCACAUUGGAUGUUUGCCAGAGGAGAAAUGUAUCCAACAAUCAAGUGUCUAAGAAGGUGUCAAGUUGGGAAUGCUAAUGUGUAAUAACCAAGAAAUGAAUUUACUAAAAGGGAGCAGAAGCGUUGACCAUUUUUUGCCCAGGAAGGAGUAGAAAUCUGUAAUGAGCCUAAGAAAAGACUAAGUUCUCAGAAAGGAGAAGUGCCACUACCUUUUUUAAAAAACCUAAGACUUCAGAGAAUAGAUUUUAUAUGCUAAGGGCUUUUUGGUUUUUGUUUUUUAAUCUUUCUGUAUUUUUUUAGAGGGGUUAUGAGAGAAAGGAAGUUAAUACCUGUGUGAUACAUAGAAACUGCCUAAAUAAAAUGCCAUUGAUGUUUGAAA